Gopherus evgoodei (Goodes thornscrub tortoise) is the source of this 3109-nucleotide messenger RNA. RefSeq names its product nucleoredoxin like 1 (gene NXNL1). The coding region runs from base 1654 to 2304 and encodes 216 amino acids. The record is from RefSeq and is a predicted model, not a curated record. Gene Ontology annotation, biological process: photoreceptor cell maintenance. Lineage: Eukaryota; Metazoa; Chordata; Testudines; Testudinidae. The transcript is spliced from 3 exons. Gene Ontology annotation, cellular component: mitochondrion.
GAGGAGCACAGAGAACCUGGGGGCGGGGCUGGAGGGAGGACCGAGCUGAGGUAACAUUUUUGGUUUUCUUGGGUCAGGCCUCUCUGCUGGACACAGGGCUUGCACCAGGCACAGACAGCAGUGACCCUUCCCCUCGGCCCAGCUCUACAGGCUGAUGUAUGAGCCUGGCAGGGCCCCAAGCUAGUGCGAAGCAGAGGUGCAUCAUGCAGUUCUAGUGGGUGCCCUGCAAUGGUGACACACAUGGCAAACAAUGGGACCGUUUCCAAAAGUAACUGAAAUAAUCUAGAACAGAGUUACAGCUAGGGAAACAAAAAAGCUUAAAACAUUUUGUGGGCUGUGUAUUUGUGGUGAGUUUAGGUGUUCCCCUUAUCAGAUUCCCCCAGAGCUACCCUGAUUCCCUCUCAUUCUCAAACACAAAAUAUAUGACUAUGCAGAGCUCAUAGGACCAGAUUCUGUUAUCAAAAUGGCAUAAAUCGAGAGUAAUUCCAUUUAAAUUAGUGACUUUACUUCUUAGUUACACAGAUAUAAUUGCAUUCAGAAUCUGGUCUGUGGGAGAUUUCCUUUUUGUUUGUUUAAAAAUGGGGUUUAAUGUUCAUACAAUGUUGCAGAGGCAGUGAGUAUCACAUAUUAAAGUAACAGGACUCUGGGAGUAAUUGUAGAUUAUUUAUCAGUUGCAUCUGAGUGUAUUUUUGCACCCAUAGUUACUGUGUGAGGUAUGUUUAAAUGUUAGGGUAAACAAUUUGCUUGCAGUUUCUUGGGCCCAGAUGGAGUUGGUAUUUUAUUUAUGGUGAUUGUAUGAACAUUGAUAUAAUAUAGCUUACUCUGGUGAAUUGUUUUAUUACAGAACUCAAAAGAAAUUCAUAUAGAUAUACACACAUAUAUUAUAACCCAAAUAUAUUAACAGCGUUAUAUGCAACAGACUGGAAAUUGAAACAGGCUGAGGGACAAAUCCACCAUGGUUGUAGGAUGAAGCCACUGAGGCACUAGUGUCUAAAACACAGAAAACAAGUUACCACGAGAAGCAGUGUGAUAUCAUUAAGAUGUAACUCACUGUCAUUACAUCCUAUGCGACAUCAUAAAAGCUAUGAUAUUGGAGAGCUGUCCCUGAUCCUGGCGCUGUUGUCAGUAUGUGCAACAACCAUCCCCCUAUCCUGCUUUCCUAGCAGGGAAUUGUUACAGCUUGUACCAAUGACAGAUCCUGGUGCAUUUCUGUGAUCGUUUAACACCUGCUCUGAAUGGCCCCACAGGAGCCAGGUCAACAGUUUAAGAAGAUUAAAGGAGUCUUUGCAGAGUUUGAUGUGUCGGAUACUAUUAAUAGGGAGAUGAAGCACAACAGGAAGACUAUUGGAUGUACAGUAAACCCGAGCAGAGCCUGAGCAGCAGCAGGACUGGUGCAUUUUCUGACAGCAUUGGGAAGGGAACAGUAUGUAGAAGGAAUGAUCUUACUGACAAACUCCUGGAGGCAAACAAACUUCAUGAGGAGACACAAGAGGGUGGCGGUUCCCUGAAGAGGCUGUGCAAUCUUUCCUCACACUGAACUUCCAGACACAGGGAUGGAAUCCUGCCUUCAUUGCAAAAGAGCCUCAAAUUGAUCAGUUGUAAUUACUUAUUAACUAACCUUUUAUCAGCCUGAUCUCCUAGGCUUAGCUAGCCAUGGUUUCCCUUUUUACUGGGAAGACCUUGAUUACAAACAACAAGGACUGUGAUGAAGUGGACACUGAGCGUGAACUUAGCCAGAGACUGGAUAACAAAGUGAUGCUGCUGUAUUUUGGAUCUGGUGAAUGCACUCGAUGCCAGCAGUUUUCACCUGUCCUCAAAGAUUUCUUUGUGAGACUCACUGAUGAAUUUUAUGUGGAAAGGGCUUCCCAGCUGGUCCUAGUGUACGUGUCUCAGGAUGAGACAGAGGAGAGGCAAGAAAAGUUCCUGAAGACCAUGCCAGAAAGGUGGCUGUUCUUACCCUUCCAGGAUGAGUUCAAAAGGGAGCUGGAGUUGAGGUUUGCUGUGUCCGACACACCUGUAGUGGUGGUGCUGAAGCCAAGCGGGGAGGUGAUUGCUGGGAACGCUGUGGAGGAGAUCAGGUGCUUGGGCACUGCUUGUUUCAGGAACUGGCAAGAGGCCGCUGAGCUGGUUGACAGGAGCUUUCUCUUGGCAGAGUACUUUGAUGACUUGGCCAAGAGGAGCAUCACCGACCCAAUCCGCCGCCUCAAGUACAAGCUGGAGAAGAAGACAAGGAAGAAGGAGAGAAAGGAAGUGCUCUGUCCUGAUAUGGAAUUGGGAAGUUCCAGCGGUACAUACAUUUGGUAGGCUUGUGGUUGUCCUGAAACAGGACUCAACUGUUUCCAGACACAAGAGGGUAGCUUUACUGCAGCACAAGUUAGAACAGACAUUUGUAUCUUCACACAGUCUCAGGAUCUCAGUGGCAACUGGAGGAUUCUAAACAGGGAACAACAUGUGGCUGGGGAGAUGAGACAGCCAUGCCACGAUUAAAGAUGCAGCCUGAGGAGAGGCAUUUCCUUUUCCUCACUGACAUCUAUUCAUAUAAUAGGUCUGUUUAUAUUAUAAUGGGGACAUUAUUGGACAGAAAUGUCCCAGAGAACAUUUCUUCCUGUUCUCACACUGUCUUUUACCCCUUUAUUGCCUAGAGAGUUUCUGUUAACACAGGGGUGGGCAAACUACCUGCCUCUCAGGGUUUUGUAUCCGGCCGCGAGAUUGCCCACUGUGGUGCCACAGGCCCACGCCACUCUGCAGAAGUGGCUGGCACCACUUCCCUGUGGUCCCCGGGGGGGGGGGGGCAGAGGACUCCGUGCGUUGCCCUUGCCUCCAGGCAUUGCUCCCCACAGUUCCCAUUGGCUGGGAACGGGAAACCGCAGCCAGUGGGAGUUUCGGGAGAGUUACCUGCAGGCGUGGCAAGGGCAGCGCAUGCGGAAUCCUCCACCCUCCUCUCCUCCAGGGGCCGCAGCACUUUCUGGAUCAACAUGGGGCUGGGAACAGGGCAGACAGACAGGGAGCCUGCCCUCGCCCCAGUGCGCGCUGCUGCCCACCCACCCUGGAGCUGCUUUAGGUAAGUGGCACUGGGCCAGAGCCCAAACUCCUCCUGCACUCUGCCCCC